Molecule: messenger RNA, 708 nt
Organism: Aureobasidium melanogenum CBS 110374
Lineage: Eukaryota; Fungi; Ascomycota; Dothideomycetes; Dothideales; Saccotheciaceae
Exons: 1
Coding region: 1-708 (235 amino acids)
Biological process (GO): regulation of gene expression; maturation of 5.8S rRNA
Cellular component (GO): nucleolus; exosome (RNase complex)
Molecular function (GO): DNA binding; RNA binding
Source: RefSeq, a predicted model, not a curated record
AUGGACACGGAUCUACGGCCUCUGGUCGACAAUCUUGCGAGCAACAUCGACAAUGUCGAGGAAUCUCUUGCGCCCCUGAUCAACACUGCCUUGUCUGCCAGCACAAGCAAACUUCCUCUGCUCGACAAGGCCAAACUCUACACUCUCGUCACAUACGCCAUCGAAUCUUUGCUAUUCUCAUAUCUGCGCCUCAAUGGCCUCGACGCAAAGACACACCCUGUCUUCGCCGAACUCAACCGCGUCAAGCAAUACUUUGAAAAAAUCAAACUCGCCGAGACUUCGCAUGUCAAGCGCAAUGCCACUCUUGACAAGGCUGCUGCAGGUCGUUUCAUCAAACACGGUCUAGCUGGAAAUGACGAGUACGACAGAAAACGCGCAGAACAACAGGAGAAGGAAAAGAAUGGCGCCAAGAGGAAGUUUGAAGACAUGACCGAGAGAGUCGGUAGCCACUCGCGCUUUGAAGCCAUGAGCAGGAAGAUGAACGACGACGAAGCAGAGGGUAGUGCCAAGGAUGUCGACAACAGCGAAUCUGAUUCCAAGAAGAAGGCCACCUCAUCCAAACCAGUUGCACCCAAGAAACAGAAAUCCGACAAGGCUCCUCGUGGACACAAGGCAGCCUUCCAAGCCUUGCUGCAAGGCCCCAUCUCGACCGACGAGGAACCAAAGAAAAAGAAGAAGAGAAAGAGCAAGGGCGGCAAGGACACCUAA